CACGCACGACGUCCCUGCCCUUUUACCGUAGCCUCGACGGCCAUUUUCUUCCUCGCGCCUCACCCCCACUCCUCCCGCUGAAGCCCGCUGUCACGUAUGUCGGAGACGCAUCGCCCCAACGCCGGAAGAGAGCAGCACUUACCAGUUCUCGUGUUACCGUUUUGCUUGCACGUGUCUACCAACAAUUUAUGCGCGUCCGUAAAAUGAUACACGAGGUCCUUAACAGGACCUGCGCGAGCUAGGGGAGCAAUCAAUUUACCAAACAAACGCACAAUUGUCGCACGUUUGACGAAAUGCGCGUGCAAGAAAGAUGAUAUCGCGAAGAUGAUUCCAAUUGUUCCUCAGAUCUGCGGAAGCGCAUGGACGUUAACGAACAUUCGCUGUUCUCCGAGACACUCGCGCACGAUUUUCGUGAUUUCACUUUUCGGCGACAAAAAUCUCAUGUCUUGUUGUUUCGCACACAAGAAACAAUUAUCGCGCACCACCUCACAUUUAAUUUUAUACCGCAAUAAAGCACGGGACCGAUUCGAACGCGACUCCACUAGUCACUAUAGCGCGUUCCAAGAUGGCGGAUCUCGAAGAGCGAUAUACGAUUCUCGACGCGAGUGAUCGAUACAUUUCUAUCUACAUUCUACCACAUGUAUAUAUACGUAUACGUAUACACGUCCUUCGUCACAAUGUUCUCCAGUUUUGUUUGGCUCUUUUUAUAAAGCACGUUGAAGCGGUGGAAGGGAUGCGCGCAACAGCAGCAAGUUCAUGCGGUUAGAACUCGCGCUGCUGUUGUGCGCAUCCUCUCUCCGCCGUUUCAGCAUGCCGUCGCCGUAAGAGAGCCAAAAUUUGCAAAAUCGAGAACACUGCUUCGUUAUGAUCUCACAGUGGUUUUAGUUUUGUGUUUGAUCGUAUGUUAAAAAUUUUUUCAACAAAACAAUGGAGUGCGUGGUGGCAAAUGUGGACAAUAUGCAAUUUGACAUCGAGAUCGCUCUUGGUGAACAAUUUGGAGCUCUUCCGUUACCAUUUACCGGCAUGGACAAAUCGAUCGCAGCAGUAUGUCAAUUUUAUCCCAAAGGUUCUUGUAACAAAGGAGCGUCAUGUCCAUUUAGACAUGUACGGGGUGAUCGUACAAUAGUAUGUAAACAUUGGCUGAGAGGUCUUUGUAAAAAGGGUGAUCAAUGUGAAUUCUUACACGAAUAUGAUAUGACAAAAAUGCCAGAAUGUUACUUUUAUUCUAGAUUUAAUGCAUGCCAUAACAAGGAGUGUCCGUUCUUGCACAUCGAUCCAGAGACUAAAGUCAGAGAUUGUCCGUGGUAUGAUCGUGGAUUCUGUAGGCACGGGCCACUGUGCAGGCAUCGGCAUGUGAGACGAGUUUUGUGUAUGGCUUAUCUAGCUGGUUUUUGUCCAGAAGGACCGAAUUGCAAAUUCAUGCAUCCGAGAUUUGAAUUGCCAGCGGUGCAAGACAUGCAGCCGAAGGAAGGCAAAAAGAUAAUGAUAACUUGUCACUUCUGCGGAGAAGGUGGUCACAAAGCGAUUUAUUGUAACAAGAUGCCACCCGAUGUACGAGAACAAGCACAAGUCAGACAAGAAAUAGACGGUACCGCUCAUACGACACAUCACAACGGUCCGCCGCAACCUCGAGGUCCACAAAAGCCGCUCGAGGAAGUGACUUGCUACAAGUGCGGACAGAAAGGACAUUAUGCCAAUAAAUGUCCGAAGGGUCACUUGGCCUUUUUAAGUCACGCGCAUACUAGUGGCAGUGGUGGACAGAAUCCGAAUUAUAGGAGAUAAAUUUUUUUUCUGUA
Messenger RNA from Pseudomyrmex gracilis, 1796 nucleotides. It is a transcript of the gene Clp, whose product is annotated as cleavage and polyadenylation specificity factor subunit 4. Lineage: Eukaryota; Metazoa; Arthropoda; Insecta; Hymenoptera; Formicidae. Gene Ontology annotation, molecular function: zinc ion binding; RNA binding. The record is from RefSeq and is a predicted model, not a curated record. The transcript is spliced from 4 exons. The coding region runs from base 928 to 1782 and encodes 284 amino acids.